Messenger RNA from Penicillium lagena, 1158 nucleotides. RefSeq lists its product as uncharacterized. NCBI's taxonomy places the organism in Eukaryota, Fungi, Ascomycota, Eurotiomycetes, Eurotiales, Aspergillaceae. Bases 1 to 1158 code for a protein of 385 amino acids. The record is from RefSeq and is a predicted model, not a curated record. The transcript has a single exon.
AUGGAACCUUUGGAUAAUUCAAGCAAAGCAGCCAAGCUCGAACAAAAUGCCGACAAUUUACAAAAGUCCAUUACCAAUGAUCAACUGAUCGACAAAUCCAGCUUUUAUCAGUACCCAACGCCCGUACACGACACGCUCGCCGGGUUUGACUGGAUUCGAAACAACCUUCAGCCAGAACAGCUCGGAGUAUUUGGGACGCACGUCGGUGGCUCGUUGGCCCUCAUGCUAGCUCUCACAGAGGCACAGUUAGUGCGAGCCGUCACCGCUCUAGAGCCUGUUUGCGACUGGCCGGGAUUAGACGAAUACUGUAUUAGUGAGGAUAGUCCGGAAACACAACCCAAAUCCAGCACAGAUGAAAGCACUGGCUCUGACUCAUUUUCGCUUACGAGCGCCAUGAAACAAAAGCGACCAUCCAAGAGGAAAGGCUUCCGGGGAGCAGUGGCUCCCCCGGAUCUAGUCCCCCUCCUGGACGCACGCGAGCAGUUCUUUGCAAGGCCAGAGAAGUAUUUUGACGCCUUUGCCUCUCCAGUUCUCUUCCUCCGCUCCGCAGGGCGAGAUGUUCCCCGCGCAUUCCCACAGUAUCUCACAGGACCGGAGUACCCGAUCCCAACGAUCAAAAGCGCUGCCAAACCUAUCCCGGCAGAGAAUUACUCCGCACUCAACGGAUCUCUUUGGGAUAGAGAUGUCUAUCCGGAUGUAGACAUUGGAUCAGAAGACAGCGACAUUUCGGAAACGUCCAGCGGCCCUGUCAUCCGCCGUCGGAAAGCGAUGUCCCGCUGGCCGCCCUACGGAUUGGACUACGGACUCAGCGGAUCGGCAUUGUCUGGCCCGUCGCACGGCAUUGGACGCCUGCAGAUGACUCUGCCGUGGGUUCGGAUCUUCCUGCCAGAUGGUAGUCUCUCAUCGCUGGUAUCGCUUCAUAAUAGCCGACGAACAAAAACUAAAGAGACCGAGACAGAGGUCACGAUCCUUGCGCGACAGGCUGAGGAGAUGGUCUCCGUUAUGCAACGGGCUUGCUUCUGGGGCCAGGAGAAAGGGGUUGGUGAGCGGCGGGUGACCCUAUCAGCAGUCCCUAUCAGUGAUGCCGAUGGUACUGUUGAGCUGGAUGAGGUGGGAAUUUGGCUGAAAGAUGCACUUGAUGGGUCGAUGGAAAAAUAG